Eucalyptus grandis is the source of this 1101-nucleotide messenger RNA. RefSeq lists its product as uncharacterized. The transcript has 2 exons. The record is from RefSeq and is a predicted model, not a curated record. The coding region runs from base 266 to 730 and encodes 154 amino acids. Lineage: Eukaryota; Viridiplantae; Streptophyta; Magnoliopsida; Myrtales; Myrtaceae.
ACGCGAUCCGUCCGUAAGCAAAACCAGCGUGCCACGCCACCGUUUCGAGCGUUCGUGCGUGCGUGCGUGCGUGCGUGCCACGUCACCGCAUUUGCCCCGGUCAAAACGGGGAAGAACUUCUCCUCUGCUGCAAGCCAAACCCAUCUGAACCAGUAAACAAGAAGAAGAAGAAGAAGAAGAAGAAGAAGAAGACGACCUCGACGUCCAAAGGUUACGCCUUUGGAGGCUUUUCGCACUCGAGCAGGACCGCAAGCGAGAACCCACGAUGAGAAUCUCUCUCUCUCUCGUGCUUUUCCUCCUCUUCUCGCUCCUCGUCGAUUCCUCGGACCUCCCGGACGUCCCGGCCCGGCCCGUCUCCAGGGCCCACGCGGAGCUGACCGCCUACGGCUUCCCGAUCGGCCUCCUGCCCGCCGACGUCCGGGGCUACUCCAUCAACGCCACCUCCGGCGACUUCGCCGUCGACCUCCACGGCCCGUGCCGCCUCACGCUGCCCCCCGACAACUACCUGGCCGCCUACUCGGAGAAGAUAACUGGGAAGAUCGUGAGGGGCCGGAUCGCCGGGCUGGAGGGGAUCCGGGUCAGGGCCCUCUUCCGGUGGUGGUCUAUCACCGGGAUCAAGUCGAGCGGCGAGAACCUGGUCUUCGAGGUCGCCGGCGUCAGCGCCAAGUACCCCUCCAAGAACUUCGACGAGGCCCCCGCCUGCGAAGGAGGGAAGCGAAGUUCUUCUUGAGCUGUGUGGCUAAUCUCCACGGUUCAGGUAGCAUGUUUAUGGACUGUCGAGAAGCCUGUAGGAGAUUGAGAUAAAUUGGCCAAAAAGAUUUGAGUAGUUGAUGUCUGUUUUAUUAGGUUAAUGUUAAUGACUAUUUCCUCUUAUCUGGGGAUGCUUGCUGUUACUUUCCAGUAUCAUUUACUAGUUGAUGCAGGUAAAAGAGAACAAGAAAAUGCUGGUGUGUAUAUUUUGGCCAUGACUCGUGAACUUGUUUGCUAGUAGAGAUAAUAAGAUAACGACUAUUCUGUAAAUUCGAUUAAGGAAGGAUUACUUUGCGUCAAUAUGGCGCGGAAAUAUGUAUUGGCCAUGCAUUUUGCCUCACGAAACCCAAA